CUAAUUAGUGGUUAGUAGUACUUACUUAAAAGUGUAAGACUUUAACAUAAUCAUAAGUCAUAUGGGUGGUUUAUGUUCAACAUUUUCCUUCAUCUUUCUACAUGUAAAUUGUUUGACGUUCUAACCCCAUAUGAAUGGUAUAGUUACAACUUACAAGACAGAAUAUCCCCAAAUUUAGUAAAGUUGAAAGAAAAGCCAGCAAUUUUAGUAUUUGAAUUUACUAAUUAAUUUGUCAUGGUUUCCUUUUGUUUGAUUGUCCUCUGUUUAUUUUCUAUGAUUGUCAUCCUCCUCCCUCUUUAUUUCUCUCUCUUUUUCAAUCCCCUAAUCCGUUAGCUCCUCGUUCAUUCACCGGAAAGAAGGAACAUUUUGUGGGAGAUAUUGCAAAACCUCAAUUUUUGCAUAAAUUCUUAGAGAGAGAGAGAGAAUCGAGGGGUAGCUUAGUGGAGCUACCCUAAUCUCCUAGGGUCCCACCCCGAUUGGAUGUUCGGGGUGGGAAAAAAAAAGGGAGGAGGAUAUUGUAGCCAGCCUGUUUGUGUCAUAAGAAACAGGGCUCGGAAUGUACCUUCGCCGGUAAUCUAGAGCCCAGGGUUUGAGUUUUAUCAGCUGUUAAACAAAUCUAUAGUUGUUAUUAUUAAAAGAAAUGAAUAAAACAUCGAGGGAACCGACUUGUCUAAGAAUACCACCAUGGUACCACAGGCAACAUUUGGUGGAAUUCCCUUCAGUUAUAUUGCAACUUCAAAUGUUUGUUGUCUACUGUCUAACUCAACUCAUUCAUCACACUUCCUGCAAGCAUUUUGGCCUCCCUCCUCUUGUUUCCCAAUUAAUAGCGGGUGUGGUCCUGAGUCCAGAAAUAUGGAGUAGAAGUAUCCAGCCACUCAAGGCAGGUCAUGAAAUAAUAUUUCCAGUGGCAAGUGAAGAAGUAUGGAAGACUAUAGCUAUGUUGGGUUUCGCUCUUUCUAUAUUCAUAAUCUCUGUUAAAACAGAUUUCAGCAUCAUCCUGAAAACUGGGAGAAAACCUGUUGUAAUCGGACUACUAGUUCCCUUUGUCACAGGCUUUGUAAGCUUAACAGUUGCAAUUUGGUAUCAAGUAGAUGAGGAACUAAGACGAGUUCGUGAACUUUCAGCCAGCGCAUCAGUAAUAUCAUUGUCUACAUUUCCUGUGAUUGCUGUUCUUCUUAGUGACUUGAAACUUCUUAACUCAGAACUUGGUAGAUUAGCAUUGUCUUGUGGGAUUGUUGGAGAGAUGGCAGGGCUUUGUCACACAUUAAUAUUGAAACGGAUAUUUACUACAGUUUCACUUCUUCAAAAAAGGGAGACAGCAGGAGUUGUAUUCUUUGUUACACGUCGUGUUAUUGGACUUGCUGUGUUCUUCCUCUGUGUAAUAUACUUUCUCAGACCAUGGAUGAAAAGCAUAAUAAAACAGACACCAAAAGGGAAACCAGUCAAGGCUACUUACCUUAUUCUUGUAUUUUUGUUGAUGUUGAUAGGAGGCAUCAUAUCAGAUACCGGUGGUGAGUUUGUAAUAGUUGGUUGUUGGGUGGUGGGAGCUGUAGUACCUGAUGGACCACCUUUAGGAUCAGCUAUUGUCAGUAAAUUCGACACCUUAGUCUCCGGGAUUCUUGUUCCUUUUUUCAUAACCAUGUCGGCCAUGAGGGCUAAUGUGUUCAAAGCUAAUUUUCAUGACAAGACCAUCCAUGGUGAACUCCUCAUCACUCUGUCUGGUUUCUCUACAAAGAUCCUUGUUUGCCUUGUGUGUGGAAAAUACUAUGAUAUGGGAAUCUCAGAUACUUUGGCUCUUGCUGCCAUUAUGUCAUCCAAAGGCCUUGUUGAUAUUGGGAUCUUAAACAUGUUAUUUGAUUCUGAGAUGAUUAGAGAGUCGACUUGUGCAUAUUUGAUGAUUGUUACAAUUGUUACUGCAAUUGUAGUACCGAUCACAGUAAAGUGCCUUUAUCAACCUCUAAGGAAGUAUGUAGGAUAUGAGAAGAGAGAUAUAGUGAGUUGCAACCCAGAAGCUCAUCUGCGAGUACUUUGUUGCAUAUCUAGACCAGAUGAUGUACCUGCAGUGAUCCAUCUGCUAGCUCUUUCAAAUCAAUCAGCAAACCAUAUAAUAUUGGAUGUUCUACACCUUAUAAAGCUAGCAGGAAGAGCACAACCCAUAUUCGUAUCUCAUGAUUUGCAGGAAGGAAAUGCAUCAGAAAACAUGUCAUUCUCAGAAGAUAUGAUCUCCUCUUUUAAGUCAUUGAUUCAAAGAGCUAGCAUGGACAAUGACCUGUUUGUACACUUGUACACAACAGUGACACCACAUAAGGCAAUGCAUGAUGAUAUAUGCACUCUUGCCCUUAACAAUUCAGCAUCACUUAUCAUCUUACCUUUCCACAGAAAGUUAAGUAGUUUGGAUGGAUCUGUUGAUUUUGAAGAUCAUGGACAGAGAGUCCUAAACAACAGCAUCCUCGAGCGAGCCCCGUGUUCUGUUGGAGUCUUUAUCAACAAAGGAACAUUAAAAAUCCCCACAACUCAUUCCUCAAACUUGACAUCAAUAGUAGUGCAAUCCCCAACUGAGUCUCCUGGACAAAAUGACUUCUCAGCAGCAGUUAUUUUCAUAGGAGGAGCAGAUGAUCAAGAAGCAGUAGCAUAUGCCAAACGGAUUGCUUCAGGAACAAAGGUAUGGGUGCUUGUUAUCCGACUUAUUGUUGCUCAAGAUGAACGUGAACUUAGUGUGCUUGAUUCCACAACACUAUCAGAUAUCCAAGAAUACAAAAACAUAAAACCACAAUUUAAUUACUCAGAACAAAUGGUCCAUGAUGGUUCACAAACAGCAAAAAUGUUAAGGUCAAUUGCACAAGACUUUGACCUUAUGAUUGUAGGAAGAUCACACGAUUUAAAUAGUCCUCAACUUUCUGGUUUACAACAAUGGAGUGAAGUAAGGGAACUUGGUAUCCUUGGAGAUAUCUUAGCAGCACCAGAUUUUCCUGGCAGGACAUCAGUUUUGGUUAUACAACGCCAAAAACAAUGGUCGUCAAAAGGCUACAAGUAUAGUUGAUUGCUUCUAGAUAGUCUUUUCGAUACUUGUACAUAAAUCAAUUUUUGUUGUACAAAUUCGACCUAACGAUAUCUUUUACUCCAUGAUAUGAUUUAGUACAGAAUAGUUAUUUGGUCUAAAUAUGAAAAUUACAUACAAGUUCAAUACGAGCAAACUCUUCCCAUGGGAGAGGUUUGUAUUACUGUUUAUACACAUACAUACGUACUGUAAUAAAAAUGAAAUAUGCACGAGUUCUAUCAAGAAUACUACGUAUUUCC
Messenger RNA from Spinacia oleracea (spinach), 3297 nucleotides. RefSeq names its product cation/H(+) antiporter 3. Gene Ontology annotation, molecular function: antiporter activity. The transcript is spliced from 3 exons. The record is from RefSeq and is a predicted model, not a curated record. Lineage: Eukaryota; Viridiplantae; Streptophyta; Magnoliopsida; Caryophyllales; Amaranthaceae. Gene Ontology annotation, cellular component: membrane; endomembrane system. The coding region runs from base 641 to 3040 and encodes 799 amino acids. Gene Ontology annotation, biological process: regulation of pH; proton transmembrane transport.